Molecule: messenger RNA, 1106 nt
Organism: Arachis stenosperma
Lineage: Eukaryota; Viridiplantae; Streptophyta; Magnoliopsida; Fabales; Fabaceae
Product: DEAD-box ATP-dependent RNA helicase 8-like
Exons: 5
Coding region: 497-937 (146 amino acids)
Biological process (GO): cytoplasmic stress granule assembly; P-body assembly
Cellular component (GO): P-body; cytoplasmic stress granule
Molecular function (GO): RNA helicase activity; ATP binding; mRNA binding
Source: RefSeq, a predicted model, not a curated record
AACAGUGAAGGGAGAAGGGGGAGCUCGAGGGAGAAGAGGGGAAGAGAGGAGGGGACGACGCGGCUGGGUCCUUCCCGCCGUCGUCGUUGUCGUUGAGGCGCCGGAGGAGAGAGAGAUUUGCUUUGCAGAGGCGUUGAGGGAGAGAGGGAGCCGCGCUCUGCUGCCGAUCCGCCACCGAACUGCCGCACGCGGGGAGCCAUUGCCAUCGCGAGCUGUAGCGCCGCACAGUCCAGCCACCGUGACCUCCGUAGAGCCACCGUCGUUGCGCUGUUCCGCCGUCACCGCUGUUGCCCUAGAGCUCGCCGUCGUCAUUGAGCAGGACGGAGAUGAGAGAGAGCGCGAGCGAGAGAACAGAGAGUCUUAUUGAAGACCUCCCUUUGAAGGUGUAAAGUGUACAACCUUUAGACUCUGUAUUUUUUUUCCAGCUUCUAAUGAAAAAUUUGAAUCUCUGAGACUUAAUAAGUAUGUUCCAUCGUGCAUUGAACCUCUGGAAGUCAUGAUUCAGUAUGGUAAAGAUUAUGAAUUUGAUGCUCCAGUGAAGCUCCUAGAGAAACAUCUACAUGCUAUGGCACAAUCUGUUGAUGAGCAACUUCUUGUUAUUGCUUUCAAUGAUAAGCCUGUGAAGAAUUUGAAGGGCUUGGCCACCAUGGUUGAGAACUGUGAUGAUGAGUUUCUAAAGUUUGAUCUGGAAUACCAACAGGAUGUGACAGCAACUAAAAGAAAUGAAUUUGAGGAUUAUUUUUUGAAGCGAGAGUUGCUCAUGGGAAUAUAUGAGAAGGGUUUUGAAAGGCCUUCUCCUAUCCAAGAAGAAAGCAUUCCAAUUGCUCUUACUGGUAGUGACAUUCUUGCAAGGGCUAAAAAUGGGACAGGCAAAACAGCUGCAUUUUACAUUCCUGCAUUGGAAAAAAUUGACCAGAAACAAUCUAUUCUGGCAUAGUCCAAAUUGUAUUGCUCUCACGCCUGUGGAACAAUUUUGUUAAUAGUGUCUACUUAGUGUUAGUAUAUAUAUUAUUAUAUAAAACUAAGAUUAAGACAAGUGUAUUUACUCAACUAUAUUGAUAUGUUAGCUGGUUACUUUAAUCACAACUUAUCUUAAUUGUUGAUUA